AUGGGUAACUGCUGCGCGUCAUCACCAAUGAGGCCAAAGCCACAAGAGGAACUGCUGAAGUACGGGCCUUCCCGUGAGGUAGCAGUGGGAGUUGGAGAAAGUGAGGGAACGGCAGUAAACGUGCGACAGAACGGCAACACACCGCUGUCCAUUACGAAAGAUGCUCCGUUAAAGGCGGUGGAGGAUGCACAGGAGUUAACGGGCAUGGUGAAGGAAAUGGACAGCAUCAGAGGCGAGUCCCCCAACGAUAGGGCUUAUUCUGGUGCUCAAGGAGUUUUGUUGAGCCCUCUCACAGCAUCGCAAUUGGAAAUCGUAGAGCCAGCGUUCAGGUGCAGCAUGUCGGACGAUGAUUGUGUGGACACUGUGUUUGAUGACUCAGAAUUCCUAACGGCGCAAAGCUUGCCUUUGAGUCUCCGCCAGACGCUGGGGCCGGGCAUCUCUGUUGUGCCGUCCGUGGAGGCGAAUAGUGUGGAUCUGGCCAGUGACUUGUUGGCCAUGAGCGGGUUAUUCAUGUCGUGCCGCAGUUUUUGCCGAGCGACCUCUCCACUGACUAAUGACACUCAACUCACGCAGCGGUUGCCGAGGGAAGACCAAAUGCAGCUUCCAGUGCUAUGCGGCGCCCCUCCGCUCACUGACGGUAUGUCUGACACGGCCUUUAUGUCGUGCCGCAGUUUCUACUCGCCGACACCGCAUCCACGGGACAAAAAAACAUUGAGCUCGUUUGGGAUCUCCUCCCACAUGCGGAGGGGUAUGGUGAAUCUCAGGUCUGCAUUUCAGUGCACACGUAGCGGCAACACUUUCGAGCGAUUUUCAAGCGUGGGGAUUUCAUUGUCAGCAUCAGGGGCGCCGGAGAUGCAGUCCCUCUCCCACAAUCAAAGCUGUAUUUCGGAGAGCGCCAUGUUUUGCUCCUGCAUUUCGAUUCUAGACACCCCUCUUACUGAGGAUGGGUGCAGCGUACGAGGCGCCACACCCCAACUCUUGAAGGCUCAUGGUGAAGCCACCGUUCAGGAGCCUCCGGACUUCCAGCCUCCGUCAUCUUCAUUGGAAGCAGAAACCGUGCCCGCUGCGGUACGGCAACCGCGAGUACAGCAGUUACGAGGCCCCGUGCAGCCGGGGAUGACAGCGUCUGCGCCAACCUCCGCUCAUUGCGACCCCCGUAAACAUUGGAGUAACACCACACACACCACAUCAUAUGCCGCGUUCCGUUGGAGGAAGAAUCCCGCCAUUCAGCAGAGUUCAGGCCCAUUGUUAGUCACACGAAGCCACAGUUGCGAGCUGCAUAGGUCAUGUCCCAAAAUUGCCUUUUCAUCAGCGCGAAAACGGAAGGAACGUUUGGGUGGGAGGCGUGGGUCGCAGCCGCCGAAGCGUGUGAGAGAUGGUUUAUCUGUUCCAUUUGGCCAACAGUACUCCUGGCCAAAGAUGAAUGAUAUACAGAACAAAUCGGUGAACUUCUCGUUGUCGCCCCAUACACAGGAACAAAAGGCCACCAGUACGAACCUCAACGGGUUGCAGCGGGUGGGGGUGUGGGGGCGGCACGAAGAGGAGGAAAUCGAGGGGACCAAAAAGAGGGAGACGGCGCAGGAGGGCGAUCAAGGGGAAAAGAACGACAACCUAGUGGAGCGGCGGCUGGAGGAUCAGCUCACUGAGGACGUUGCUGAGGCAGCACGCGGACGCGGUGAGAAGGCGGAAGGAUCCUUCUCGACGGAGGGAAAGCUAGAUUGUGCCGUGCUGAAGGAGGCGGGAGAAAGUGACAACAUAUCGCAGGCGACGAAGACGUGUGAGGCGCUUCACGCGGAUGAAUCUUCCCCCAGCUGCGUUACACAUGUGACGGACGAUCCUGCCUUUUUGGGGACACCUCUGGUGAGUUCCGUGCAGAGUGUGCUCCAUCUGACUGGAGAGCUUGGACAAAACAUGUGUUUGGAGGAGCAACCGGCACCCACAGAACUUAGCAGGACGACGCAGAUGGCCUCAUCAAGUCACAGUAAUGGGCAUCACGUACUGGAGGCCCACACUUUGUCUUUUCUCCCCAUCCUCUCCGCGGCCACCUCCAGGUGCAGCACCAGCAAUGCGCGGGCGGAUGCAUGCAUGAAUGGCAAUGAAAAUUUGGUGAACACGGUGGGCGACGCGGCGAUUUAG
Molecule: messenger RNA, 2136 nt
Organism: Trypanosoma rangeli
Lineage: Eukaryota; Euglenozoa; Kinetoplastea; Trypanosomatida; Trypanosomatidae
Exons: 1
Coding region: 1-2136 (711 amino acids)
Source: RefSeq, a predicted model, not a curated record